AUGAGUGGUAUCAACAUCAAUAGCGCUGUAGGUGGCCACUUGCCGCAACCGCCAGGGAUACAAGAUUUUUCUCUAUUGAUCGGUCGUGAGGCCGUAAUGCUGUUCAAGCAGUACGCACCGUUAGCUCGUCGCUACGAAGAGCUUUGCCAAUUGGAGGUCACUCCGAGCAAUCAACGAGAAUCGGCUCUACCUCGACCGGUAUUCGGAACCUCAUCUCUGAUCACAUCAAGUACACCUUCCAGCUGGUCGGCUGUGAUUCAGCAACAGGCGCAUUCUACUCCACAAGGAUCUUUGCCGGAAAUUACAUCUAACAACCACUUAAAUCUACGCGCCUCCACAAUUGUUAGGCGACAGACCAUUGAAGAAUUCACGAAGCGAGAAAAUGAAGACAUUCCACUGUAA
Protopolystoma xenopodis is the source of this 402-nucleotide messenger RNA. Lineage: Eukaryota; Metazoa; Platyhelminthes; Monogenea; Polystomatidea; Polystomatidae. The record is from the annotation of a GenBank genome assembly.